AUGCAUUUCAAAGAUAAUAGUGAGGAUUGUAAUCUUAAUAAUAGAUUUGAAAAUUUAUUUUGUAGACUUAAAUUUAGAUAUAUUCAUUCAUUAGAUUGGAUCGUAAAAAAAAAUCAAAUACCACUAUUAAUAUGUAAAUUAGAGGCAAAUGAAUUCAUUUCAACAACACCAGCUUCAAUAAAAGAUUUAUUUAGAAUCAUUGAUAAUAGCAUUAGUCAAAAAGAAAAAGACCAACAAGAAAAAGAACAACAACUACAACAAAAUUAUAAACUACUUGAUAUCAUUUUAAAUAAAAAUAAUAUUAUAAUUGAACAAAUUGAUGAUUUAUUAUCAUACUGUAUAAACAUAAACACUCCAGCAAUAUUCGAUUAUUUACUCACUUGCAAUAGCAAUGAUAAUUAUAAAUAUGAAAUAAAUAAUAGUUUAAUAGAGAAAAUAAUUUAUAAAUAUUAUUAUAAACUAUUUUUAAUAUCAAUUUUAAAUUAUCAUGAAAAUAAUAGUAUGGAAAUCGGUAAAGAUCUAAUGGAAAUAAUCUUAAAAAAAGUAAAUUCCGGUGGUGAGGAUGAUGAAAUUAAAAAACUCAUAUCUCGUGUAUUCAGGGGGACUAUACCUUUGAUAUCUACACAACCUACUUCUACAACAGCCUCAGGAUAUAGAAGAAAUGCAAAAGCAAUAUCACUAUUUAAACCAAAAUCCGAAAUAAGAUGCUCUGAAGACGAAUUAAAAGAGCUAAGUGUCAAUUUUGAUAGUGUUCCACAGCAAGCAGAUCAACUAUUGUUUGAUGGUUUAAUCCAAAUAACCAAGUCCAUUGAAUUUCAAUUGUUUUUUAAAGAAUAUAACAAAGCAUUUGGUUUUAUAAUGGAUAACUAUUCAAAUUUAACCAAAACCAAUUGUUCUAUCGAAGAUAAAUGUAAAACAUGCAUAGACUUCCUCUUUUCAUCUUACAAAGAAACAGAGUUUGAUGAUGGACUCAGAUCUUUAUUUAACUGGGGUAUAGAAAAUUAUGUUUUAUCUAUAGAGUACUGGAUUGAACAAAUCAAAUGCAGAGAUCCUGGAUAUGAGUAUUUUUGUUCUAUGAUGGUAGAUUUCUGUUAUAAAAGACUAUUAUGUUGUAAAAAAGUUAAAUUUUCAACAAUUCUUUAUUGCCAUAAUCUUAUACAGAAUAAUAAUGUAGAUAUUCAACAUACACUAUUCCACUCAUUCCACUACCUCAGAAUUAAACAUUUUACACUACACUAUUAUAUAAUGUCAAGGCCCUUCAUAUUUGAAGUAUUUGGGUCGUAUGAUACAAUUCAUGCAAUGAUAUUUCAAACAGCAAAAUAUUUCUCUGCUACCUAUGGCACUGUUAACGUUCCUAUGUCUGGUACCGUUUUUACAAAUCAAGUUAUAAACAACAUUAUUACACCUAAUAAUAUAGAUACCAUGAAUCAAUAUGACUUAAGACUUUUUUUAGAUCCAAAUCAAUUCACACUAGAGUAUAUUAGUAAGUUAGACAAUGACGAACUUUUAAAGCAAUUAUCCUAUCAUCUAUCAACUAAACCAACUGAUAAAAUGUCUCAAUUUCAUCCCGAAUAUCAAGCAAUGUCAUUGGAUCAAGACUUUAAAUUUUAUCUACAUAUCAAUAGAAGUGACUUAUUUUUACAAAAAAUACAAGAGGCUAUAAUAACUACAUCAGCAUCCACAAUUUUAAAUAUUAUAUUAUAUAAAGUAUCAUUCGAAAUCAAUAGUAUGGGUGUCGAUUUAAAAUACCAUCAUCAUGAUAAUAGUUUAACCAGCGAUAUUGUAAAAUCAUUUUGUUAUGAUUUUUCGUUAUUGGAUAAAUUAUUAAUGCUUUUUAAUGGUGCCAAUAAACAACUCUUACUAGACACAAUAUUUAUAGAUUCCCUUUUUUUAGAAAGAACAGAUUUUAUAGACUACAUCAUAUCAAAAUAUAAUUUAUCAUUUCCUGAGACAAUAAAGCAAAAUAAUAUAAAUUUAAAUAAUUUAAAAUUACUAGAUAAUCAUUUAAAAAUUAAUUAUUUUAAUCAAUAUAUAAUUUUAAAUAAAUAA
Dictyostelium purpureum is the source of this 2049-nucleotide messenger RNA. RefSeq lists its product as uncharacterized. The coding region runs from base 1 to 2049 and encodes 682 amino acids. Lineage: Eukaryota; Evosea; Eumycetozoa; Dictyosteliales; Dictyosteliaceae. The transcript is spliced from 3 exons. The record is from RefSeq and is a predicted model, not a curated record.